This is a messenger RNA of Polypterus senegalus (gray bichir), 2046 nucleotides long. It is a transcript of the gene pts, whose product is annotated as 6-pyruvoyltetrahydropterin synthase. Gene Ontology annotation, cellular component: mitochondrion. The record is from RefSeq and is a predicted model, not a curated record. Lineage: Eukaryota; Metazoa; Chordata; Cladistia; Polypteriformes; Polypteridae. The transcript is spliced from 6 exons. The coding region runs from base 98 to 538 and encodes 146 amino acids. Gene Ontology annotation, molecular function: 6-pyruvoyltetrahydropterin synthase activity. Gene Ontology annotation, biological process: tetrahydrobiopterin biosynthetic process.
CCUAGUACGGAACUGUGCGCAUGCGCGCGCGGAUUGGGUACCGAAUGUACACAAACUGGAACGCGCGCGCUGCCUCAAACAUCAAGAGGCCGAAUAAAUGCAGGGGACAGGCGUGAAAGCGGACCGCCGGCUCGGCUACAUCAGUCGUUCGGAGACCUUCAGCGCAAGCCACCGCCUGCACAGUAAAUCUUUAAGUGAUGAAGAGAAUGAACGGAUAUUUGGGAAGUGCAAUAAUCCUAAUGGGCAUGGCCACAACUAUAAAGUGGAGGUUACAGUCCGUGGUGAGAUUGAUCCAGUAACUGGAAUGAUAAUGAACAUAACAGAUCUCAAGAAGUGCAUUGAGAUGGCUGUAAUGAAACCACUAGAUCAUAAAAACCUUGAUAAGGAUGUCCCGUAUUUUGCAAAUGUUGUAAGCACAGCUGAAAAUAUAGCCGUGUUCAUCUGGGAUAGCUUACAGAAGUUGAUGGAACCAAAUCUGCUGUAUGAAGUGAAGGUCUUUGAAACUGAUAAAAACAUUGCCUUUUACAGAGGAGAGUGAGGCAACAUGGUAAACAUAACUUGUACGCUCACGCAAUUCCUGUCAUGUCAACUGUAGAUGUAGGCAUGGAGCUGAAAUUGGCCUUUUUUUAAACCUCCUCAUUCUUUAUUUUCUCAGGAUCUGUUCUUUCUUGAAUGGGAUAUUGGGUAGCGUUUAUUCUGAACAAAUAAAAUAAUAAAAUGUUGACAGAGAAAUAAGACACUAAACCAAGCCAAAGCUAGAUGGUAAAUGUUUAGUAGAUGCUCAAUUGUUUGUCAGAUUAAGACCCUGAAACCACUGCAUUUGUCUAAUUGGUAUUUGCAUUCUCUUUAGGCUUAUAUACUAUAAGUGAAUGGGUGUUUUAAAUAUAUUAAUCAUUUUUUUCCUUUAAAAACUACAAUAUGUGUAUUGUUGCAAAGAAUGUUUUGGCUUGGAGUUGAUGGCCAGUUUUAAGAUGGCAGUUACAGAGCUCUGUGAUCAUACACACAUUCAGCAAGUCUCACGGGUUUCUCCAAAGUGAAACGGGGCAAUGGUAAAAAAUCUAUUUAAUUUAAAAAUAAAAUGGCAAGAAAAAGCAAAUUGGCUGCAUAAGUGACAGCUCACCUUAAUGAAAUAAACCAGUCAGUUGCGGAGCAGUGGUUGAGAUUUUUUAACUUCAAGAGACGCGUGUGCAAUGUGCUGGAAUUCUGACUUGUGUGUUUCUGUCACAUCGGUGGGCUAUUUAAAAAGUAAACAGUGAUUACAGAUCAAAUCGUUAAUUCAACAACUUGCAUGAACAGACGUUCAAGUGUACUUUGAAACACGGUGUGUAAGUAAUAGCCUAUAGGGGAUAAGGUGGAAAUUGCAGAUGAAAAAUGCUGCUCUGUCAUGAAUAUAAUCAAAACACCAUCCAACGCACAAUUGGUACAACCAGCGAUAAUCGCAUGCUAGUGGGGAAGUUGUUUGUGACCAAGUGAGAGAACUGGGGGGUGAACAGUACAAGACCACCCGGGGUCCGACAACCCAUCCAAAGCAGCAGGUGUUUUCAUUCUGCCACUCACUUUCUGUUCAGCCUUUUCUUUGUGUGUCCUGACCAAUACACCUCUGUAUGUAUUUUGACCUCCUUGGUGUCAUUUGAGUGCAGGGGGAAAUUCAGAAGGGUCCAUUCCUUCCCAUUUUAAAUUAAUGGAACCAGUUAUAACCGAACUGGAAUUGACAUGAUGGCGCUGUGACUAGCACUGCCAUCUGGGUUUGAAUUCUGCAGCUGGUUUGUACCUGCAUUAGUGUUUGUGUCUCCUCCUUGUGGCUGUGUGAGGUGAUUCCAAAUUUGUCUUGUGUGUGUCUGUGAGUGAGUUGGCCCUGACACCUCAUUUAGGGCUGAUUCCUGCCUCUGCUCCAUGACUCCUAAUUUUAAGCGGUGAUAUUAAAAAAAGGUAUUGUUUGCUAAAGUGGCAUUGGUAUGAUUAGUGGACCAUGUGGUUGAAUUUUAAAUGGCUGUAUAAAGGUUUACCUACAGUAUAUUUAUUGAUUAAAAAAAAAGUAUUUCCAAA